AGAGAUUGCGAAGCUCGUGGAAGUUUUAGCUCCCAUCCUAGCUCCAUAAUCGCUUUGACCACUAUAGAGUUUGGAAAGCAAAAGAACACCAAAUUUUUAGUACAAGUAAAAGGCAGAUUCCAGAAAAAAAAAAUGGGAAUCAAGUCACCAAUGGAUGAUACUAAGUUGAAGGAGAAAGAUACUUGUGUCAAGAAGGAUAAAGUCGAUACUGGUGUCAAGAAGGAUGAAGUCAAGUACAGAGGAAUCAAAGCUAUGCCUUUCAUCAUAGGAAAUGAAACGUUCGAGAAGCUGGGAACAGUCGGAACUAUAUCCAAUAUGUUGGUGUAUCUGACGACUGUCUUUAACAUGAGUACUAUUGGUGCAACAAAUCUCAUUAACAUCUUCUAUGGUACCUGCAAUUUUGGUACCUUGAUUGGAGCUUUCUUCUCAGACACUUACUUCGGCCGAUACAACACUAUAGGCUUUGCUUCAGUAGCUUCCGUCUUGGGAAUGCUCAUAUUGACGCUAACUGCAGCGAUUCCUCAGUUGCAUCCCUCUCCUUGCGGAACAGACAGCAGCAAAUGUGUUGGACCGACGGCAGGGCAACUAACUUUCCUGUUGAGUGGAUUCGGAUUCCUAGUGAUUGGAGCUAGUGGCAUAAGACCAUGUAAUUUGGCCUUUGGUGCAGACCAGUUUAAUCCCAAUACAGAGUCCGGUAGAAAGGGAACCAAUAGUUUCUUCAAUUGGUAUUAUUUCACCUUUACAUUUGCCGUGAUGGUAUCCUUGACAAUCAUUGUCUACGUGCAAUCCAAUAUCAGUUGGGCUAUCGGAUUGGCAAUUCCUGCAUUCAUGAUGUUCUUAUCCUGCACUGUCUUCUUCGUGGGUACGAGAAUAUAUGUGAUGGUACUGCCACAGGGCAGUCCCUUGACUAGCGUGGUACAAGUGAUUGUUGCUGCAAGCAAAAAGAGGAAAUUGGCUUUGCCGGAUCAACCACAGAAGUCUCUCUUUGAUUUCAUGUCUCCCAAUUCAAUCAACUCUAAGCUUCCUUACACAGAUCAGUUCGGGUUCCUGAACAAAGCAGCAAUCAUAACCCCUGAAGAUCAUAUCAACGCGGAUGGUUCAGCACACAAUCCAUGGAGGCUUUGCAGCAUCCAGCAGGUGGAAGAAGUGAAAUGCAUAGUCAGUGUGGUUCCCAUAUGGAUUGCUGGAAUUAUAUACUAUAUAGUGCUGAACUUGAUGCAGACUUAUGCAGUUUUCCAGGCCAUGCAAGCUGAUAGACGCCUUGGAAAUACCAGCUUCAAAAUCCCAGCAGCAUCUUACACAAUUUUUCAGAUGUUGAGCCUCACAGCAUGGAUUCCAAUAUAUGAUAGGAUCAUUGUUCCGUAUCUUCGUAAAAUCACCAAGAAAGAAGACGGUAUAACUGUCCUCCAAAAGAUGGGUGUUGGCAUGGUAAUUGCAGUGGCUACCAUGGUGGUAUCUGCUCUAGUGGAAAACUGGAGAAGAACUGUGGCUCUUACUAAGUCAACCAUAGGAGUCGUAGCGCAAAAAGGCAACAUUUCUUCCUUGAGUGCUUUUUGGUUAAUCCCUCAAAUGGCACUAGCAGGGCUUUCAGAAGCAUUUACCAUCGUUGCUCAAGUUGAAUUUUUCUAUAAGCAGUUCCCCGAGAGCAUGAGAAGUUUUGGAGGGUCAUUUUUGUUUUGUGGUGUUGCAAUAUGUAGUUAUUUUAGCAGCUUCAUGAUAUCAAUAGUCCACAAAGAGACCAGAAAUGCAUCCGGAAUAGACUGGUUGGCUGAAGAUCUCAACAAGGGAAGAUUGGAUUACUUCUAUUACCUGGUUACUGCUUUGGAAGUUCUCAAUCUAGGAUACUUUCUAAUUUGUGCUAAGUGGUACAAGUACAAAGGAACACAAGGCAAGAGCAGUAAUGGUGAUGUUGCCAUGGAAGAUUUAAGCUCCAGAGCACAUAUGGUUUAAUCCAAUUUCUGCAAUCUGAUUGAUGUCAUAUGUGGUCUCAAGAAGCAGCUACUUACUCCUCCCCAUGUGCCCACCUAAACACAACAGUUUAACUAAGAAUAAUAAUUACAAAAGAAAACAAGGGUUUAAGAGGGGACAGAAUGGCUAAUGUACUAAGAAUAGUCUCUCUUUUUUUUUUUUUGUUGUUGUGGUGUGGGGGGGUGGGGGAGGAAGGACUCAAAAGGGUAGUCAAUUUCUGGAGCUCAUUGUUUUUCAAAUGUUGCCUCUGCUUCUAAGGUAGCAGCAAUCCAUUCACAACUCUCAGCUGGAAAAGUCACCGUAUAUUACUUCAUCAUGAUGAUCCUCAAAGUUGAUAAAUCAAAAUAAUUUGGCAAA
Coffea eugenioides is the source of this 2325-nucleotide messenger RNA. Its product is annotated as protein NRT1/ PTR FAMILY 2.11-like. Gene Ontology annotation, molecular function: transmembrane transporter activity. Gene Ontology annotation, biological process: transmembrane transport. Bases 133 to 1950 code for a protein of 605 amino acids. Lineage: Eukaryota; Viridiplantae; Streptophyta; Magnoliopsida; Gentianales; Rubiaceae. The record is from RefSeq and is a predicted model, not a curated record. The transcript is spliced from 4 exons. Gene Ontology annotation, cellular component: plasma membrane.